AUGGCUGAUGAUCCUCUAACCUACUACGAGCUACAAUCUUGCGUUGGUAAGGGAAAUUUCGGGGAUGUCUAUAAAUCUAUUAAUAAAGUCACGCAUGAGGUGUUUGCAAUCAAAAUCAUUAAUAUGGAAGAAACAGAAGAAGACAUUAACAUUCUCAUUCAAGAAAUCAAUCUCCUUUCUCAGUUGAGGUCUCCUUACUUUACCAAUUAUGUGAAGACUUUUGUAAGGGGAACUACGAUGUGGAUAGUGAUGGAGUAUUGUGGUGGUGGAUCUUGUAGUGAACUUCUGAAAUAUCUAGGAAAGUUAAAUGAACAAUGUGUGGCUCUCAUCAUUAGAGAUACUUUGAAAGGACUAGAGUAUUUGCAUUCACAGAGAAAAAUCCAUAGGGAUGUCAAAGCUGCAAACAUCUUAUUGACGGAAAAAGGCGAAGUGAAACUUGCCGACUUUGGAGUUAGUAGUCAGAUUGGCGUCACUCAAGUCAAGAGGGACACAUUUGUGGGCACCCCAUUUUGGAUGGCUCCGGAAAUCAUCACUUGCAAGAACGGGUACAAUGAAAAAGUAGAUAUCUGGUCAUUAGGGAUAACUACUAUAGAGUUAGCUACAGGAUCCCCACCGCUAUCGGAGAAUAAUCCAAUGAAGGUCUUGUUUGACAUUCCUGAUCUUCCAGCACCUUUACUUAAAGGAGACAAUUAUUCUUGCAACAUCAAAGCUUUUGUCGCAGCCUGCUUACAAAAAAAUCCAAAGUUACGUCCCAGUUGCAAUAUUUUAUCGCAAACUCCGUUUGUGACCAAAAUUCGAAGAAGUACUUCGUUGGUUCCUUUGAUACUGAAGAAACAGGAGAAGAUGAGAGAAAAAAACAUCACACCCAGGUCAAGAAUUCCAUUGGAAAAACUGGUCAACAUGACAAAUGGGGCCAGGGAAGAUUAUUGGCAGCUAUCCACUAUUCGAACCAGAGGCAGAAAUUUGUCAAGAUCUCCGAUGUCUCCAAUCACAGGUGAACUCAGUGCGAGUAAUGCCAUGACUGAAGAAACUACCCCAGAGUUAGAUAUGCCUUCCAAAAAGCUACAAUUGGGGUAUUCGGAUUAUUUAAAGUACGUAAUCCUUUAUGCCUUGGAUAAAGUUAGGAGCAGAGCCAGUACUGAAGUCACGAAGCUUGAUGUGGAUACUUUGAAGGCUACAAUGGAAGAGUUUGAGAAAAGACAGCCUGGUAUUAGUUGCGCACUAGUGGAAGAGAUAUUUUUCAGAGUUAGGGAUCAACGACUUUUUACUGUUCAUGAAAGUAACUGA
Messenger RNA from Komagataella phaffii GS115, 1287 nucleotides. RefSeq names its product Putative protein serine/threonine kinase expressed at the end of meiosis. The coding region runs from base 1 to 1287 and encodes 428 amino acids. The record is from RefSeq and is a predicted model, not a curated record. Gene Ontology annotation, molecular function: ATP binding; protein kinase activity. Gene Ontology annotation, biological process: protein phosphorylation. NCBI's taxonomy places the organism in Eukaryota, Fungi, Ascomycota, Pichiomycetes, Pichiales, Pichiaceae. The transcript is spliced from 2 exons.